AUGCGCGCCCUCCAACGACCGGCGCUCCUCCUCCUCCUCGGCCGCUCCCGCCGCCCCUCCUCCCUCGCCCUCCUCCCAACGGUCACCACCCACACCACCCCCUUCACCUCCACCACCUCAUCCACGCAACAACAAGCACCACCAAAAACCGGCGCAGAAAAACAAGGCGACGGCCCCCUCUACAACUCAUCCUCAUCGACCCCUGGCGCAUCCCCGCCGCCGCACAAAAGCACGAGCACGAGCACGAGCAACGCCUCCAAAGACGAGCACAAGACCGGCGACGACCACCCGGCCAAGCAGCCGGAUCCGCAGGCGCGGCCGACGCGGGUGACGGGGUUCGGCGGGCGGGAGGAGGUGAAGGGGGGGAAGGAGGGGUUGGGUGGCGGUGAGGGUGGGAAGGAGUAG
Diplodia corticola is the source of this 405-nucleotide messenger RNA. RefSeq lists its product as uncharacterized. The transcript has a single exon. Lineage: Eukaryota; Fungi; Ascomycota; Dothideomycetes; Botryosphaeriales; Botryosphaeriaceae. Bases 1 to 405 code for a protein of 134 amino acids. The record is from RefSeq and is a predicted model, not a curated record.